This is a messenger RNA of Penicillium crustosum, 285 nucleotides long. RefSeq names its product mitochondrial 37S ribosomal protein uS19m. Gene Ontology annotation, biological process: ribosomal small subunit assembly; translation. Gene Ontology annotation, molecular function: structural constituent of ribosome; RNA binding. Lineage: Eukaryota; Fungi; Ascomycota; Eurotiomycetes; Eurotiales; Aspergillaceae. Bases 1 to 285 code for a protein of 94 amino acids. The record is from RefSeq and is a predicted model, not a curated record. The transcript has 4 exons. Gene Ontology annotation, cellular component: cytosolic small ribosomal subunit; ribosome.
AUGUUCCCCACACGCGCCCUUUUCGGCCGGUCGGUCUGGAAAGGCCCAAACAUCGUCCCCCUUCCUCUCCCACGCGUCUUCCCCCCUCCGCCCAACACUCCUCCCAUCCGCACCACGAAACGCGCAGCAACCAUCCUCCCGAACUUUGUCGGUCUGCGCUUUGCUGUGCACAAUGGCAAGACAUACGUCGAGAUCCAGGUGACAGAGGAGAUGGUCGGACGCAAGCUUGGAGAAUAUGUCGCGACCCGCAAGCGUUUCACAUACAAGCAGUCUAAGAACAAAUAA